This is a messenger RNA of Ipomoea triloba (trilobed morning glory), 1175 nucleotides long. Its product is annotated as eukaryotic translation initiation factor 2 subunit beta-like. NCBI's taxonomy places the organism in Eukaryota, Viridiplantae, Streptophyta, Magnoliopsida, Solanales, Convolvulaceae. Bases 160 to 966 code for a protein of 268 amino acids. Gene Ontology annotation, molecular function: mRNA binding; translation initiation factor activity; translation initiation factor binding. The record is from RefSeq and is a predicted model, not a curated record. Gene Ontology annotation, cellular component: eukaryotic translation initiation factor 2 complex. Gene Ontology annotation, biological process: translational initiation; formation of translation preinitiation complex; formation of cytoplasmic translation initiation complex. The transcript is spliced from 10 exons.
CCCCAUUUCAUCAAGAAUCACAGUUUGGGAGCUAUAUUAUUCUUCGCUUCUCUUACCACUCUCUAGAUAGCUUCGAAGAGAGGCAGAGUGUUCAUCGUCGGCCUGGAAGAUAAUCCGAAAGCAUAACAAGUUUCUCUGCGUAAUUUCAGAGGUGCGGUCAUGGCUGAAGAGGAAAUCCAGAACGAGAUGAAGGAGGAGGUUGCAGAUAUUGCUCCAUUUGAUCCUACAAAAAAGAAAAAGAAGAAGAAGGUUGUUAUCCAGGAUCCUGCAGAUGAUUCUGUUGAUAGCUUGGCUGAGAAAACUGAAAGUUUGACAGUUUCAGAUGGUCUUGAGACAGCAUUUUCUGGCAAAAAGAAGAAGAAGAAGCCUGUACACACUGAUCUCUUGAAUGAUGAGGUGGAUAAUACAGGGGACGAUAUAGAUGAUCACUUCGGAGAUGAUGAAGAAGCUGAAGAAAUUGUUCUCCAUCGCUAUCCAUGGGAAGGAAGUGACAGGGAUUAUGAAUAUGAGGAGCUUCUAGGUCGUGUUUUCAAUAUCCUUCGUGAAAAUAAUCCCGAGCUUGCUGGAGACAGGCGUAGAACAGUAAUGAGGCCUCCUCAAGUCCUUCGUGAAGGCACAAAGAAGACUGUCUUUGUUAAUUUCAUGGAUCUUUGCAAGACGAUGCAUAGGCAGCCAGAGCACGUCAUGACUUUCUUGCUGGCUGAAAUGGGAACAAGUGGAUCCCUCGAUGGGCAGCAACGAUUGGUUGUCAAAGGAAGGUUUGCUCCAAAGAAUUUUGAAGGGAUUCUGCGGCGAUACGUCAAUGAGUAUGUGAUUUGUAAUGGCUGCAAAAGUCCGGAUACCAUUCUGUCAAAGGAGAACCGUCUUUUCUUCCUCAGAUGUGAGAAGUGUGGUUCUGGAAGAUCAGUUGCACCUAUCAAAGCUGGUUUUGUUGCCCGUGUUGGACGACGGAAAGCUGGAACUUAAGCUGAUUUGUAUUAUGCUUCGUCAAAAGAUGUUGCUCAGUACUUGAUAUCGAAGCUUGUGCAAAAUUCUUCUCUUUCAUAGUAUACUCUCUCGAGUUAAAUCUGUUUGAAAAUUGAAACUGAAUGUAGCUCCACUGACGUUACGAAUGUUUGUGAAAUUUUGAAUUAAUUCGCUUGUGAAAUAAUGUGGUGCUAUUUUUGUUUGCUUUU